Molecule: messenger RNA, 372 nt
Organism: Pyricularia pennisetigena
Lineage: Eukaryota; Fungi; Ascomycota; Sordariomycetes; Magnaporthales; Pyriculariaceae
Exons: 1
Coding region: 1-372 (123 amino acids)
Source: RefSeq, a predicted model, not a curated record
AUGACAGAUCCUGAACUGGUGACCUUUCGCAGACCGGAAAGUCCCCAAGACGACUACCGGAGGGCCAUCCUAGACGUCGAGAUCCGCCGUGGAGCUGCAAGCCAGCUAGCCAGCGGUAUCAUCUAUGGCAUUCGGGAAACCUCAGGCCAGAUACCUGACAACUUCUACACCGACAUCAAGCUCAAAUAUUUUCGCGCCGGCGGUGCGCAGCUCUUGGACGUAGAGCGGCGAGGAUGGCAGGCCGGCGACUACGCAGGUCGAUUAGCAAACACGCUCAGCAACUAUAGGAUGGCUCGCAGGUGCGGAGGGGAGUUCCAGGUGCUGCUUCACGACCUCUGGGGCAACGACACGACUGCCGCGCAGAGCAACUGA